UUUGGCUCCGUAAUUAAAGAAUUGGAUGGUCCAAUUUCAUCCACCGCUGACAAAAUCCGGCCGUUGAUUAAGAAGGCAGUUGAUGUUUAGAACAUGAAAUCCGAAGUGAUUUUAUUAAAGAAGAGCAAUUGUGGUUUGAUAUCUUCAUUCCCAGUACGAGCGGUUUUGAUCUUCGUCUUGAGAACAAAGGUGUUGAGCAUCUACCAUUGCCUCGAUCUCCAGGUUUCGCAAGUGCUGCAAGUUCGUUGCUUAUUUGGGUAUCAGGUACUCCGUAUGUGAGCAAGGUCGCUGACAUUUUGACCCCCUACACACCAUGGGAGUUGGGAUUAUGCUGGGGCUGUUGUUGUUCUUCGUUUGUGUCAAAAUAUAUAAAAGUUUAACAAGCUACUGUUUCGACUAGAGAUUAAUUUGGAAGCGUAAAAGGCAAAAUCUUCCAGUUGAGAAUGCGGCGAAGGCCGGGAAUCGGAGGGCUACAGAAUGCAGCCACGGCCAGGGAUCACUACCGAUUGCUCGGUGAAAAUGUAGCCAAACUGAAAACAGAUCUUCUGAAAGAGCAGCUCGCUACUUUUCGCUCUAUGCUUGAAGACUUUGCUCGAAAACACAAGAAUGACAUUCGUAAGAAUCCUGCAUUCAGAUCACAAUUUCAUGAGAUGUGUGCUAAAGUAGGAGUUGACCCUCUUGCUUCAAACAAAGGUUUCUGGGCAGAGCUCUUAGGAAUUGGUGACUUCUAUUAUGAAAUUGGGGUACAAAUUGUUGACAUAUGUUUGGCUACAAGGCCUCACAAUGGAGGCCUGAUCAGUUUAGAAGAAUUAUGUAAAGUUCUUGCUCAAAGACGUAAAAGUGCUCGUGAAACAGUGUCUGAGGAUGACUGUUUGCGUGCUAUAAGCAAGCUAAAGGUACUAGGUAAUGGUUUCGAGGUGGUUUCAGUUGGAAAAAGAAAGCUUGUUCGCUCGGUCCCAACUGAAUUAAACAAGGAUCACAAUGAAAUUUUAGAGCUGGCUCAGACUCAAGGCUUUGUGACAGUUGAUGAGGUACAAAGACACUUGAACUGGUCAUCUGGUCGCGCUACUGAUGCUCUUGAAACACUGUUAGAGGAAGGUCUAGCUAUGAUUGAUGACGGGCACCGCGAUGGCAGACGCCGGUAUUGGUUUCCCUGUGUAUCGUCAAUGUCUUCCUAUUCAGGAGCUGAUUCAGUUCCAGAAAUAAAGUCUUUUUGAUAUGUGAGUGUUUCUUCAACACACAAAAUCCAUCCCAUAAUUUAAAGAUUGCAAAAACUAUGUUGAUCCCUCUUCUUCCUUCCAUCCAGUGAAGGGGCAGCAAUUUAAAAAUAAAUUCAGCUGUUUCAAAUG
Cuscuta campestris is the source of this 1349-nucleotide messenger RNA. The record is from the annotation of a GenBank genome assembly. Lineage: Eukaryota; Viridiplantae; Streptophyta; Magnoliopsida; Solanales; Convolvulaceae.